GAUUUUCACAGUAGGUCAACAAACUUUUUGCAAGGAUAAGGAUAGUUGGACUCGUCUUUCUAAACACAAGUUAGUCGUCUUUUUUUAUGGUUCUGGGUUUGGGAUGAGAUGAUUUUAUGCUUUUUCAGGUACUUCGUUUGGGAGGUGGUAUAUUAAAGAUAUGCUGAUAUUUGGGCACCUCUACUCCCAAUCUCUCACAUUCACCCCACUCCCUAUAUGUACAUUAAUUAGGAAAUAUAACACAAAAUACGAAGAAUAUGAAAAGGGAACAAAUAAAUUUAUGAACAGUGACCCACAAGAUGGUGAAAAAUAGAGGUAGCCUAGGUAGAAAGGUUGCCAAAAUGUUGAACCGUUGGAAAAAAGAAAAUACAAAUAUGGUACUUACCUCUAAAAUGGAACACCUAAGAAGCAUGAGUCACUUUUCCCCCCUUUGGGUGUAACACAAGCAUUGUGUGUUGAAUUACUUGAAUUGUAACCGCACCUCAAUUACCUCUUCAGCUUCAAUUCCUCAGAGCCCAAACUGUGUGACCAACAAACUAAUCCCCCCACGUCCAUACCUGCAUUUCUUGAUCAAUUUCCCUCCCAUGGCAUGCAAGAAACAAUCCAGCUUUUCUAUAUAUCAUAAAUUCACUACACAUCUUUAUAAAGACACCUGCCAGACCACUAAAGUUCUGAGAAUUUGAUCAUGAAAAGUCUGUUUGAAAAGCAACUAUCUCCCGGUACUUCCAACAAUUCAUCAAGUAGUGGGCAAUCUAGAGAUGAUCAAGAGCUGGGCUCUCAUGCAGUGCCCAAGAAUGGAGAUCAUGUUCGCAAGAAAAACUCAUGGUUUUGCUGUUCUCCACCUGAUCACAUGGAUCUGAACCCUGCUCGAAUGAUUUUAGCAGAGAUGGUGGGGACUUUCAUUCUGGUUUUCUGUGUAUAUGGGAUUGAAGCAGUUACCCAGCUAAUGAAAGGCGAAGUGGGUCUCUUGGAGUAUGCAGUCACUGGAGGGUUGACAGUAGUAGUGUUGGUUUUCUCCAUUGGGUCUAUCUCCGGCGCACAUGUAAACCCUUCUGUCACCAUAACCUUUGCUACCCUUUGCCAAUUCCCAUGGUCCAAGGUAGUUCCAUACUACAUAUCGGCACAAAUAGUAGGUUCGGUGCUGGCAACGUACGUGGGAAGGUCUAUCUAUGGCAUAAAACCAGAACUUAUCACUACCAAGCCGCUCCAAGGCUGCAGUUCUGCCUUCUGGGUCGAGUUCAUCGCCACAUUCAUCAUCAUGUUCCUAGCUGUAUCUUUGACAAGCCAACCUCAAUCUGUAAGCCACUUGUCUGGUUUCGUCGUUGGAAUAGCCAUUGGACUUGCAGUGCUAAUCACAGGGCCUGUUUCAGGAGGAUCAAUGAAUCCAGCAAGGUCCUUGGGACCUGCAAUUGUUUCGUGGAAAUUUGACGACAUAUGGAUUUAUACAAUCGCCCCAACUCUUGGAGCUGUGGCAGGAGGUCACCUGUUUCAUCUGUUACGUCUCCGGCGCCUGCCUUGCACCCCCAAUUCCUCUCCCAACACCAUUCUACUAAGCAACGCCUUCCAGUAGGUUUUGGUGGAACUGAGUGUAGAAGAAGGUAACAGGAAGAGGAUGCUGCUGCUGUAUUUUUCUAUUAAUUUAUCUGGUGUUUGAGAAUAUUUAGUGUAAAUUUAAUAUGCCUUUUUGCCUCGACUUAUCUAUACUGCUUAUUUUACUA
Messenger RNA from Vitis riparia (riverbank grape), 1718 nucleotides. RefSeq names its product probable aquaporin NIP7-1. The record is from RefSeq and is a predicted model, not a curated record. The transcript has 5 exons. Gene Ontology annotation, biological process: transmembrane transport. Gene Ontology annotation, molecular function: channel activity. NCBI's taxonomy places the organism in Eukaryota, Viridiplantae, Streptophyta, Magnoliopsida, Vitales, Vitaceae. Gene Ontology annotation, cellular component: membrane. The coding region runs from base 686 to 1570 and encodes 294 amino acids.